Messenger RNA from Seminavis robusta, 1031 nucleotides. NCBI's taxonomy places the organism in Eukaryota, Bacillariophyta, Bacillariophyceae, Naviculales, Naviculaceae. The record is from the annotation of a GenBank genome assembly.
CUGUGACGUGUCAUUUGCAUGAGAGGUCCACAUUCAGUAUGACGUCAUGACUAUCUGUUCAGAGAGGUCCAUUUCCACGAUUGGUGCAUGCCGAAUGAAGAACGCAAAAGGACAAGAAGAUGCCGAAGAGGACAAUCCAAAAAAGACAAAGGAGUCAAACAAUCAACAGUCAACAGACACAACUGCACACAUUCAUUUUUAAACAGAGCAGAUAGACCAUGAUGAUCUUUGCCCGGUAUCCAGCCCUCGUGGGGACACUCUUGCUGCUGCUGAUAUCCACUACGGAAGGAUUUUCCAGUGAGCGCUCGCCACUGUCAUUGUCCAGACCAACCACAACCACCAAUAAGCCCACCAAGAGACUUCCAUUGGCAUUGGAACAGGCAUCGGUGUUGGUACCGGCCGAAGAACCUGCCCGUGGCGUCUUGCGUCGGAUCCAAAAAGCAGUGCUUCGCCCUCGUGGUGGUGGAACUACUAGUGCUGAUAGUGAUGUCCAAAACAAGGGCGACAGUUUUUUAAAGCGCCAUCCCUUCUCCUCGGCAGUGGCCAUUACUACCGUCAAUGCUAUCCUUGCAGACCUCUUGACCCAACUCGUCUUUGAAGGCACAACAAACCCGUGGAAUCCCAAACGAACUCUGGUCUUUGGAGCCUUUGGAUUCCUCUAUCAAGGAAUGGUCCAAUACGCCAUUGUCAAUCUCGUAUGGGAAAAAGUCUUUCCCGGAACAUCCAAACGCGCCGUCGUUUCCAAAAUUUGUGCCAUGAAUCUGUUUUCCGAUCCACUCUUUUUCAUGCCCACAUUUUACAUUUUCCAAGAAGCCAUGACCACUGGCACCGUUGGAUGGGCUACCGUCAAGGCGGCAUUGUUGGCAUACAAGGGAAAUUGUUUCAUGGAUUGGCGCAAUUCCUGGAUGGUCUGGUUUCCCGGCCAUGCCGUCACCUACGGCGUCAUGCCCACGCACAAACGAAUUCCAUGGAUGGCAUUUUUGAGUUUCUUUUACAUGUGUGUCCUCUCCAUUACACGGGGGGGCGUAUAA